AUGGUAGACAUGCUGGACACCGCCGAGCUGAAGAAGCUCGUGAUCACGGGGCUGAACUGGGCCAUGCUAGCAGGGAGCUGCCUCAUGAAGCUUCCGCAGAUUAACAACAUCUUGAAGGCAGGCAGCGUGGUGGGUCUGUCAGAGACCUUCGUGAUAAAUGACUGCAUCGCCGGAUUGCUGUUUGUCUACUACAAUGUGCUUUCCGGUCACCCCUUCAUGAGCUGGGGAGAGAAUGUGAUAGUGGGUGUGCAGAAUACCAUCAUCAUCUUCCUGUACUGGCACUACUCGCCGCAGCUGUCCAAAGCGCCUCGCUUCCUUGGGGCCGUGGCCUUCGUGGUGGCCAGUGUCGCUGUGCUCCUCCUCGGCUUGCCCGAAGCGGGUGUGUCGGCUCUAGGCACGGCGCCGAUCAUCCUAGGCAACGGCUCAAAAGUGCCGCAGAUUUGGAAGAACAUGGCCCAAAAACACACGGGCACCAUGGCGGCCGUGCCCGCGCUUCUGGGACUUGCGGGGUGCUCCGUCCGGGUCCUAACGUACGCCUUGCAGACGAAGGAUGUCGUCGCCAUCUUGAAUCCGCUCGCGGCAGCCGCGCUGUGGUUCAUCCUCCUGUUGCAGUUCGUCCUCUACUGGAAAACAACCAAGGAGGUGCAAAAACAGGCAGAGGCCAAGCGCAAAGAGGCAGGACAGAAGAAAGCCGCGUGA
This is a messenger RNA of Symbiodinium natans, 699 nucleotides long. NCBI's taxonomy places the organism in Eukaryota, Dinophyceae, Suessiales, Symbiodiniaceae. The record is from the annotation of a GenBank genome assembly.